Messenger RNA from Mustela erminea (ermine), 2137 nucleotides. RefSeq names its product calpain-8-like. NCBI's taxonomy places the organism in Eukaryota, Metazoa, Chordata, Mammalia, Carnivora, Mustelidae. The record is from RefSeq and is a predicted model, not a curated record. Gene Ontology annotation, biological process: proteolysis. Gene Ontology annotation, cellular component: cytoplasm. Gene Ontology annotation, molecular function: calcium-dependent cysteine-type endopeptidase activity.
CCCCGCGUCUCCUGUGUCCCCCACGGAGCCCAUGGCCAUGUCAGCCCCGGUGGCCAGAGUAGCCCGGCGGCGGGCGGCCGCCGAAGGUCUUGGCUCCCACCAGAAAGCCAUGAAGUACUUGGGCCAGGACUUUGAGAGCCUGAGGCGACAGUGCUUGGACUCAGGAGUCCUUUUUAAGGAUCCAGAGUUCCCUGCGUGCCCAUCUGCCUUGGGCUACAAGGAUCUGGGGCCACACUCCCCGCAAACCCAAGGUGUUGUCUGGAAACGGCCCACGGAAUUGUGUCCCAGCCCCCAGUUCAUUGUGGAUGGAGCCACGCGAACAGACAUCUGUCAGGGGAGUCUGGGAGCUCAUAGUCUAGUGAGGAAACAAACCCGGCGCAAAGCUGUCGGCUCCCGGCGGUCGGGCGGCCACAGCAGCGGCGCCUCCUCCAGCGGCGCUCGCCCUCACCCUUCCGCGCCCAAGAUCGCCAUCUCGCAGCAGGCCCGGCGGCGGCGGCGGCAGCAGCCACCCAGGCGUCGGCCCCGGCAGCCCAGGCCGCCUGCAGCCACUUGGAACCCGCUUGCCGCGCUCGGCGACACCCGACCCUCCCCCCAACCCCACCCCGGCCACGCGCCACCCCCAGCGGACCCCACACCUCCCUCCUCAGCAGCGCGCCGCGUGCUCCCGCUCUGUGCCACCCUCACAGCCCCCAUGAAUGCCCUCCACUUAGGCUUCAUCUUCAACCAAUUCUGGCAGUACGGCGAGUGGGUGGAAGUGGUCGUGGAUGACAGGCUGCCCACCAAGGAUGGGGAGCUGCUCUUCCUGCACUCAGAGACGGGCACCGAGUUCUGGGGAGCACUGCUGGAGAAGGCCUACGCCAAGCUCAACGGUUCCUAUGUGGCUCUCACUGGAGGGUCCACGGUGGAGGGGUUUGAGGAUCUCACUGGAGGCAUUUCUGAGUUUUAUGACCUAAAGAAGCCCCCAGCCCGCCUGUUCCAGAUCAUCCAGAAGGCCCUCUGCGCGGGGUCCCUGCUGGCCUGCUCCAUUGACGUCUCCAGUGCAGCUGAAGCAGGAGCGGAGGCCACCACCUGCCAGAAACUGGUGAAGAGUCACGCCUACUCCAUCACUGGGGUCCAAGAGGUGGAUUUCCGGGGUUGUCCCGAGAAGCUAAUCAGACUCCGGAACCCGUGGGGCGAAGUGGAGUGGACAGGGGCUUGGAGUGACGAUGCCCCAGAGUGGAAUGACAUAGACCCCAGGCAGAAGGCGGAGCUGGAUAAGAAAGCGGAGGAUGGCGAGUUCUGGAUGUCAUUUUUGGAUUUCCUGGAGCAGUUCUCCCGAAUGGAGAUCUGCAACUUCUCCCCACCCUCCCUGAGUAGCGAGGAGCUACACAAAUGGGACCUGGUCCUGUUCAAUGGCCUGAUGCGGGGCUCCACCCCUGGGGGCCACACCAACUUCCCAGCCACUUACUGGACCAAUCCCCAGUUCGGAAUCCAUCUGGCCUAAGUGGAUGACAGCCAGGAGGGGGGCGUCGGCGAGCCCCACUGCAUGGUGCUGCUGGGUCUGAUGCAGAAGAAUUGUCGGUGCCGGAAGAGGAUAAAACAGGGUACGCUCAGCAUCUGCUAUGCUGUCUACAAGGUCCCCAAAGAGGUAUCUUCAGAACCGUACGACGCACCCCUGGGCCAGAACUUCUUCCUGGGCUGCCAGCCCUCUGCGUGCUACAGCACCCAUGCCAGCCCGCGGGAGGUGUCUGGCCGGCUGCAGCUGCCCCCAGGGGAGUAGGACGGAGACUUCUGCCUGAAGGUGUUCUCACAGAAGGCCACGGCCCUGGAGAUGGGGGAUGUGGUGCCUGGAAAACCACAUGAGCUGCACCCCAGCAAGGUGCACCAGGAGGACGGCCAGCUUGGGAGCCUUCUGGGGAAGAUUGAUGGGGAUGGGGAUGGGGACAGGGACUGGGGUAAGGGUGGGGACAGGGACAUGGGUAAGCACGGGCUGCUGGAGGCUUCCCACUGGUGGAAGGAGGGCCGGGACUGGGUUGAGAUGCAGGAUGUGGAGAAGGAGGCAGCUCGAGCCCUGGAGAGUCGUCAGGCUGGGGCUGAGCACAGUGUGGGCCCUGGCCCGCUGGUCUCUGCUCUCUGCUCCAGCCCUGGCUUCUGCUGA